Messenger RNA from Miscanthus lutarioriparius, 774 nucleotides. The record is from the annotation of a GenBank genome assembly. Lineage: Eukaryota; Viridiplantae; Streptophyta; Magnoliopsida; Poales; Poaceae.
AUGCCUGGGCUCUUCUGCGAGAGGAAGAAUGGGAAGCAGAUGUCGUCCGAGGCGGCGAAGGUGGCGGUGCCGGAGUCGGUGCUCCGCAAGCAGAAGCGCGAGGAGCAGUGGGCCGCUGAGAAGAAGGAGAGGGCCCUGGCCGAGAAGAAGAAGUCCAUCGAGAGCCGCAAGCUCAUCUUCACCCGCGCGAAGCAGUACGCCGAGGAGUACGAUGCCCAGGAGAAGGAACUGGUGCAGCUUAAGCGUGAGGCCCGUUUGAAGGGUGGUUUCUAUGUCAGUCCUGAGGCAAAGCUGCUGUUUGUGGUCCGCAUCCGUGGUAUCAAUGCCAUGCACCCUAAGACCAGGAAGAUCUUGCAGCUUCUGCGUUUGAGGCAGAUCUUCAAUGGCGUGUUCCUGAAGGUCAACAAGGCUACUAUUAACAUGCUUCGCAGGGUUGAGCCAUAUGUUGCAUAUGGGUACCCGAACUUGAAGAGUGUCAGGGAGUUGAUCUACAAGAGGGGCUAUGGAAAGCUGAACAAGCAGAGGAUCCCUCUGUCCAACAACCAAGUCAUCGAGGAGGGCUUGGGCAAGCACAACAUCAUCUGCAUCGAGGAUCUUGUUCACGAGAUCAUGAUUGUCGGCCCACACUUCAAGGAGGCGAACAACUUCCUGUGGCCAUUCAAGCUGAAGGCGCCGCUGGGAGGCCUGAAGAAGAAGAGGAACCACUACGUGGAGGGUGGUGAUGCCGGUAACCGUGAGAACUACAUCAAUGAGCUCAUCAAAAGGAUGAAUUAG